Molecule: messenger RNA, 500 nt
Organism: Vollenhovia emeryi
Lineage: Eukaryota; Metazoa; Arthropoda; Insecta; Hymenoptera; Formicidae
Gene: RpS26
Product: 40S ribosomal protein S26
Exons: 3
Coding region: 108-452 (114 amino acids)
Biological process (GO): translation
Cellular component (GO): ribosome; cytosolic small ribosomal subunit
Molecular function (GO): structural constituent of ribosome; mRNA binding
Source: RefSeq, a predicted model, not a curated record
GCGAACCGGAAGUGAGAUCCGUGUGUGGAGUUGCGCUUCUAUCUUACAUUGUAGUGUCGUUGAAUGUUUCCGCUGAGCAUUCUUUUCCGUGUAAUUCUUCAUACAAAAUGACUUGCAAACGCAGAAAUGGUGGACGUGCCAAGCAUGGCCGUGGCCAUGUAAAUCCAGUCCGUUGCACCAAUUGCGCUCGUUGCGUCCCCAAGGACAAGGCCAUUAAGAAGUUUGUCAUCCGCAACAUUGUUGAGGCUGCUGCUGUCAGGGACAUAACAGAGGCCAGCUUUUAUCAGUCGUAUCAGCUGCCCAAGUUAUAUGCUAAGCUUCAUUACUGUGUCUCUUGCGCCAUUCACUCCAAAGUGGUGCGGAACAGAUCCAAGGCAGAUCGUCGCAUAAGAACGCCUCCUGUCCGCAACUUCCCAAGAGAUCUGCGCCAGGGCCAACAGAACAGGAAAUAAUUUUAUCAUGUAAAGUUAAUUUCGAUAUAAAAUAAAAUGCACAAAACC